Molecule: messenger RNA, 3549 nt
Organism: Oryza sativa Japonica Group (Japanese rice)
Lineage: Eukaryota; Viridiplantae; Streptophyta; Magnoliopsida; Poales; Poaceae
Biological process (GO): carbohydrate metabolic process
Cellular component (GO): plasma membrane
Molecular function (GO): hydrolase activity, hydrolyzing O-glycosyl compounds; protein binding
Source: RefSeq, a predicted model, not a curated record
GGUUUCCUCGCCCCUUCUCCCUUCGGCUUUUUCUGGGCCCAGCUACCGCCGCCCAGCUACCGCCGCUGUGCUGCCGUCGGCCGGCGCCCCGGCCCUCUGCCGACCACCGAGCAGGAGCCGCGCGCGCAUCCUCACUCCACCGGUGAGGCGCCUCUACCAGGAAGGGCCUAUGCCACCUCGGAGCCCUGUCGACGCCUCCUCGCCGGAGACCCCGCCUGGCCCCCUCCGCCUCCCCACGAACCGCUGCUGUCUGAUGAUGCUCGUCGCCAGCAAGCCACGCCGCCCACGAAAUCAAGGUCAGAUUCGCUCCUGCUUAUGUGAUUUACAUGAGUCAUUACGGUGUGCAGAUGCCAAUUGAAAGCUGCCACAUGCACGGCAAGAUGAGCAAAGCAGUCAAGGUUCAGGACGAUUGACCGUAAGCUUACUGAAAAAAGGAAAUUGACAUCUCAUCGCAAACAAAUCAGGCUCGCCCCCUUCGCCGUACGUACUACUAGCCUCACAAGUCACAAGUCACAAACCAUCAUCUUCACUAGUAGUAGAACCCAGAUCGAGCAGCCAUGUCUGUUCCUGACGAAAACCCGAUUGCGGUGGAGAGGAAGAUAUUCUCAGCUGUGGAUCGCAUCCUGGUGAACAUAAAAGUCCUAAUAGGUGACAUCGGGAGCAAUCUGAAAAAGCUCCCCAAACAGAGCGACCACUCCUGCAACACCGGCGAUGAUGAGUUUGACGACGCCGUGGCGCUGCGGCACAUCGAGGUCAACAUCCAUGCCGAACAGCUCGGCGCCGGAGUCAACCGUUUUCAGGACAGCAUCGGCACGAAGCACCAUGCCGAGGAGGAGUCGAUGCCCUCAUUGGCGGAGCAAGAAGACGAGCCCGCGCGCCCCAUGUCUGGAUUGCACGUCAGGCGCCUGCUUGACACCCUCGACGGGCAGCUGAUGCAGUGCCUCCUCUGCCUUGCCAUCUUCCCGCCAGGCGAGGCCAUCAAGAAGAGGCUUCUCAUCCACUGGUGGCUCGGGGAGGGGAUAGUCCAAUCGGCAGACGCAGGGAAGGAGCGCUUCAACGAGCUGUUCGAUCGCGGCCUCGUUCAGCCCGCGCUACGCCGAGGCCACUGCCGACGUACACACUACUUCAGAGUGCACCCCGUGGUGCACAACCAGCUUGUGGAGAGCCUAGGUUUCUUCAGGUUUUUGGGUCAUGGCAAAGGCAACGUCGACGAAUAAUGCCUUCCUGUCAGUAUUCAAUCUCGACAUGGAGUACGUGAAGAUUCAUAUCGCAAAAUCGAGAAUCACCAGAGUCGUGCAGCUUGGGCGGUGGAAGAGGUCAAGGAAGCACCACAUCGAGCUGGUGGGAGACAACGACCUACUCAAAAAAGUUUUGGCGUGCAAGAACCUGAGGUACCUCAGCCUCAGGGGCAUCUCCCUCAUCGAGUCCAUACCCGAGGCCAUCGGCACGCUUGCCGAACUCCUCGUGCUCGACCUCAGGGCGUGCCACAACUUGGAGAAGUUACCGGGGUCUAUCGGCUCGUUGCUGAAGCUAGAGUACCUGGACUUGUCCGAAUGCUUCUUACUUGAAGAAAUGCCCAAAGAGAUCGGCGAGCUGUCCAAGCUGCAGGUCCUCAAGGGUUUUCUCGUUGGCAGUUCAAGAAAGAAGAGCAGCCCAUGCCGUCUCGCCGACCUGGCCACAAAGGCGCAGAAUCUACGGAAGCUAAACAUUACCACUGGACGGCAAUCUUUGGUGUGUGAUGAAGAUGAGCUCUGCCAAUUGGCGAAAUGCCAGCAUCUUGAGUCCUUGACAAUAACUUGGAUAGGAGAGGCAUCUACCGAGCCAUAUCUUCCUCUUCCUUCCAGCCUCACAAAGCUUGAUCUCCGGCGUGCCCCUACCGCAAGCCUUCUUAAUAUCAUUCAUCCAUCGACGUCGGUGAGCCUGAAACGGCUGUAUAUUAGGGGAGGGAAGCUCCGUACACUGGGGCAAGACGGCGGCUGGAACGUUGAGACACUGCGUGCUAGAUGUCUCAAUGAUUUGGAGUGUGAGUGGAGUGAGCUCCAUGGUUUGUUCCGAGAACUCCGUUUUGUGGAGAUGUGGAGGUGUGCCCGCCUUAGUUUCUGGCCUUGCGAUGGGCGGGGCGUAUGGGACAAAGGAUCUCCUUCUCUGGCUCGCCGAUCCAUUGGAGUCUGCUACGGAGUGAAAGGCAACAAUCUGCCACCAUGGCAUGAAGUCGUUCAGCUAUAUGCCUCGAACAACAUUCCUGCCAUGAGGAUAUUCUAUCCUCACCACGAUGUUCUUGAGGCUCUGAGAGGCACAGGCAUCGGUAUCAGCCUCGACGUUGAGGGCCAAUUCCUCCCAUCCUUCGCCUCUGAACCCUCCGUUGCGGCUGCCUGGGUGAAGACCAAUGUGCAAGCCUUUUACCCUGCAGUCUCAUUCAAGUUCAUCACAGUCGGCAACCAGGUUGCCCUGAGAGAGAUGAGAUACAUCCUCCCAGCGAUGCAGAAUAUCUAUGCAGCGUUGUCAGCAGUAGGGCUGGAUCACAUCAAGGUGUCAACGUCGGUGAGAAGGGACGUGCUGGGUUUGUCCUAUCCUCCCUCUGCUGGUGCUUUCUCCUCAGCGAUGGAACAGUACAUGGCACCUAUUGUGCAGUUCUUGGCCAAGAUUGGGGCUCCACUUCUGGCCAGUGUGUUCCCUUACUUUACUUACGUGCACAAUCAGGAAGGCAUUGAUAUCGAUUACGCCCUUUUCACCUCCCCGGGAACUGUGGUGCAGGACGGUGAACAUAGCUAUCAGAACCUCUUCGAUGCCAUUGUGGAUGCUCUGUAUUCGGCGAUGGAGAAGGUGGGUGGCUCAACCGUCAGAAUAGUUGUCUCAGAUAGCGGCUGGCCAUCGGCUGGGGCUCCUGCAGCGACCAAAGAUAAUGCUAGGGCCUACGUCCAGAACCUGAUUAACCAUGUGAGCAAAGGGACACCCAAGAGGCCCGUACCUAUAGAGACAUACAUUUUUGCCAUGUUCAAUGAGAACGAGAAAACCGGUGACGAGAUAGAGAGGAACUUUGGGCUCUUUGAACCUGACAAGAGCCCUGUGUACCCAAUCACCUUCUCUUAACCGAAAGGAUAGUACAAGGAGGCAGCUGCUACAAAAACUCAACCACUUUUCACUGAUCCUUCCAUUUUGUUUUGGCAUUUUAUUAGGGGUUGCUAUAUAACGGAAUCCCGUUUAGACGGAUACUCGCGAGACAGACCUAGCCCAAAAAUCGAGUGGGGGCAUCUUAUUAGAAUUGAUAGUGUGCUCAAAAUUUUUUACUUAAUUACACAUUAGUAAUACACUAAAUAUUAAAUUUGAGUGGAGUCCUAGGACCCCACUCUACAUACUGUGGAUCCGCCCGUGCUCGCAAGGUGUCAUCACCCUGAUACAUAGCUGAUAUCAUCCUAUCCGGACGAGAUUCUAUCCUGUAGCAUUUCCGUUUUAUUAAUGCACCUUGAAACUUCCAUUCUCUCAUCCAGAUAACCGUUAAACAUUGUGUAAUGUAACCGUCCAUAAUGAAUAACGUUAUUUCUUCUUGGA